CCUGUCCCCACAUUGAUCCUCCAGGCCAAGCUAACUCAUCCAGUUCCUGCCUCUCUUCAGAGGCCCACACCUCCACACUCUUUAGCAGGAAACGGAGAUUGAGAAUGGCUCAUUUGAAGAAAUCAUUCUUCUGUCACACAUUCUGCGGAGUCUUGCUAGCUGCAGUGAUAUUUCCAGAGUUACUGCUGGCUUCUGCCUGUGACUGAGCACAUGAAGGAAGAUGACAUGCAACAGGAUGGUACUGUGGUUUCCCCUUUCUCACAACAGAAGAAACUUAACCGUAACAGAAGAAACAUAAGCUGGUACAAGCAGCACUCUGAUUUCUGGAACUGGUACAAGUACUUCACUGACAAUGGCAAUCAGCAAGGAGUUGCGGAGCUGGAUCGUGUGUAUCUGGCAUACCUUCAGAAUAAGAACCGGGCUGAAGCUCAGCGAUCCUACAAACUCUACCUGCAGCACAUAGGUGACAUCUACAAGUCCUGUGCGGAGUCUGACGACCCAAACUGUGUGGCCUCCUACACUAGUAGGUCAAAUCCCAAGGCUGAGUCCUCGCAGCCUGCUCCUGUCAAGUCUUGUGACCCUUUCAGGGAUCCUUAUUGUCUGCAUGCUCAGGGAUACUCGCCGUAUCCUUACACGGCCCCUGUUGGUGUAAAGGCGGCCGCUGCUGUCCCUGCCCCCGCCCCAGUUAAAACCCCGGCCUAUAUCCGGACUCCUGCAGUGAAGGACCCGCUCUCAGGCUAUUACUACUACUCCCCCAUGGUGCAGCCCUUCCUGUCUAACGAGCAGAAAGCUGAACUUCUGCGGAUCUGUGAUGCUGAAGAUGUCGAGUGCCUUCAGUACCACCUGCGUGCUGCCUAUGGUUAUAAGCCUGCGCCCGGGCCGGCCCCGUCCUACACACAUCUUGGCUGUGACCCGAAGAGUGAUCCGAACUGCGUUGCCCAACUGAUGCAGAAGACCCCAUCUAGUCUGUACCUUCGCUACCCAAACUGCGACCCUCAUGUCGACCCCUACUGCUCCUAUGCUGCUUCCCUUGCAGCUGCCCAGAACCUGGAGUCGCCCUCUUCUCUGGCCCCACGUGGGACGCUCUGCAACCCCCUCUUUGAUGAAAACUGCAACCCCCUGAUGGCUACCAGGUUUUCCAGCUUGGUCCCUCCUUCUGAUGAGCCCAAAGAUGAGCCAGCACCAGCAGCUGAAGACAUGCAGCUGCCGGCCAGCCCCCGCUUUGACCCCAUGGCCAUGUACCAGGAUUCCACCGCCUCUUCUGCCAUGCGCAGAAGGCCACCCGCCCCACGCCAGCAACCGCAGUUCCUACAGCCCCCCAGCCUAGACGAGAGCCGCCACUCACUGGGACCCCCCGGCAAGACGAAGGAGGGCUAUGACUGCUUCAUUGGCUAUGAUGAGGAGUGCUACCCAGUAAGAGGCCAGAAUGAACCCCGUGUCCACUCACCCUGGCAGGUGGCCCACUCCACCGAGGCAUAUGAGCCCCACCGCCAUGCCGAAGGCACCCGGAAGGGUGUGAUCGAGCCUGACCCCGACUGUGAUCCCGAGUAUGACAGCAACUGCCGUCUGCGCCGCUAUGAGCCUGAGGCAGAUGGGGCUGGAGCCCCUGUCCUGAGGGACAGGCAGCGUGAGUACCAACCUAGCCAAGACCAAAAAAGAGAUGCUGUCCACCAGGAGAAUGUCCAACAUCAUAGGGAGGAGGUCCACCCCGAACAGCAGGGAGAGAAUCUGGGAUAUGAACAGCUGCAAUAUGACACCUAUAUGAGUGGCCAGGAGGACCCCUAUGCCAACUAUGGUCCCCAGGAGCCAGGUAAGGUCAGCUUCCAGGACAUCCUAAGGGGGUACGGAGGCCGCUACCAGGAUGACCAUCGGGCAUACACAGGAGACUACAAAAAGAAAUGAGAACAACCAGAAGAAUUAGGAGAGCAGGACAGCUCCCCGUGGAUAGGUGUUAAUAUGUACUCUGAUUGAAAAAUACACAGCAACUGUAAUUAUGCUGUAAUUACAGAAAGGUAGCUCUUUGGCUGAUUCACUCAUGUCUGAUGUAACAGUGUACCUGAGCACAUACCAGGCCCAGAGGUUUGACAGCACCUGUAUAGGAUUCCAUUUCUUUGGCCUGUAUGUCUAGUUUGUUGAUUUAAUUGGCUUAUCUUAAAUAACUGUUUGAUAAGAUAUACAGAUUAAGGAAAGGGAGAUGUAGAGCACCUCUGUUAAGUUUCUAUAUUAAUAUGCAUAUGAGCUUGUGAAAUAACUCUGGGGUGUCAGGUUAUUAAAAUAUGCUGAUUACUGUUUGCAGGAGCUGGGAGAAUGGACAGGGGGUCUGAAUAUAUUACAGUUUCAACCACCUUACUUCUUUUUUCUUUUUCUUAGUUUUGUUUUUUUGUUUGUUUGUUUCUAUUGUUUCUAUCCUGUUGCAAUAUCAUGAUGUCCAUUCAGGGGUAUAGUUAAUAAAUUUCCUGAG
This is a messenger RNA of Electrophorus electricus (electric eel), 2461 nucleotides long. It is a transcript of the gene and1, whose product is annotated as actinodin1. The record is from RefSeq and is a predicted model, not a curated record. Lineage: Eukaryota; Metazoa; Chordata; Actinopteri; Gymnotiformes; Gymnotidae.